CCUAGAAAUGCUUAAAUGGGCCAUAUCAUUUUAAGAUGGGCCUUUAGCCCAAACCCUACCAAUGAAACAAAACUUAUAACCUAUACAUACAUUCACAAAACCCUAACACUGGUGCUUGCUUCCUAUCUUUCAUCCGGCAGUUCGGUUCAUCGGAGAUCUUCAGCCAUGGUUAACGUUCCAAAGACUAAGAAGACUUACUGCAAGAACAAGGAGUGCCGAAAGCACACCUUGCAUAAAGUUACCCAAUACAAGAAGGGAAAAGAUAGCUUGGCUGCCCAAGGAAAGCGUCGUUAUGACAGGAAACAGUCGGGUUAUGGUGGUCAAACUAAGCCCGUCUUUCACAAGAAGGCAAAAACCACAAAGAAGAUUGUCCUGAGGUUGCAAUGCCAAGGCUGCAAGCAUGUGUCACAACACCCGAUCAAGAGAUGCAAGCAUUUUGAAAUUGGUGGAGACAAGAAGGGCAAGGGAACCUCACUAUUUUAAGUAAUAAUUGUGUGUUGUUUUGAUAUAUUUAGACCUACAGAUGGUGCAUCUCUUUCAGGUUUUUAUGCAGGUUUUGUGUUUGCUUGCCACAUUUUAGUUUUUUGUUGUAUGGAGCAAAUGUUGAGGAAAUGGUAUUACUGUGUUGGAUG
Helianthus annuus (common sunflower) is the source of this 632-nucleotide messenger RNA. Its product is annotated as 60S ribosomal protein L44. Lineage: Eukaryota; Viridiplantae; Streptophyta; Magnoliopsida; Asterales; Asteraceae. The record is from RefSeq and is a predicted model, not a curated record. Gene Ontology annotation, biological process: translation. Gene Ontology annotation, molecular function: structural constituent of ribosome. Gene Ontology annotation, cellular component: cytosolic large ribosomal subunit; ribosome. The transcript has 4 exons. The coding region runs from base 16 to 483 and encodes 155 amino acids.